CUCUCUUAAUCAUCAUCAUCAUCACCCUCAUAAUCGCCAUCUCUCCAUUCAUUCACUUCUCUCUCUCUCUGUCUUGCUCGCUCUUCUGUUUCUCUUUCUUCGUUUAUCUAUCGCCCCCCACAACCCAUCCAGUCUUUCUGUCUUUUCUUUUCUCUGUCUGUCAUCUUUUGCAGGCAGCAGCAGCAGCAGUAUUGCAGUUGGGAUGGGGAUGAUGAUGAUGAUUAUACCCUCUUCCUCCCCCUCUUUCUGCUCUUUUUUGCUUAAUUAUUAUUCCUUUUUUCUUUAAUAUUCUUUUCUGUUGUUGGGUUUUUAAGUAAACAAGGGAAUAAAAAUCAAAUCUCAAGUGUGUGUGAAGUCCUGCACUAACUCAUAGGAAAAUUCACUUUCUGCCUUUCAUCUUUCCAGUUGUCUAAAUCUAAUCCCCCCCCACCCUCCUUCCUUUUGCCCCUCCUCCUUAACUCCCCCUCCCCCUCCUCUCUCUCAUCUUUCACCAACCACUCCUUCAUCUCUCUCUCUCUCUCUCUCUUUUUCACACCCAAGAGGAAGAUCCGCCUCCCCUGCCGCUUAAUGUACCCAAUCAAUUUCACUGGGUACAGAAUCGGCGGUGAAGAAUUGGAAGAAAGACGACGUCUUUCAGGUGCGUUGAGGAAUUGAGAAGAACCCAUUUUCUCAAUUCGCGAGAUUAUGCAGCAACCAGCAGCUGGAGGAGCUGGAGGGUCCCAAACCCAUUACGGAGGAGCUGGAGAGAUGAGUGCUGCUGAAGCUGCGGCGGCGGAGCAAGGCCAGCUGGUGGUGGAAGCGGCGUCCCCAAUCAGCAGCAGGCCGCCAGCUUCCGCGGCGGUGAAUUUGGACGAGCUCAUGACUCUGUCCGGUGCGGCGGCUGCAGCAGAAGAUGCUCUCGCGGAUCGAGGUGGCGGUGGUGGGUCCACCGGGAACAGAUGGCCGCGUCAGGAGACCCUGGCGCUUCUCAAAAUCAGGUCCGAUAUGGAUGUGGCCUUCCGUGACGCGACCCUCAAAGGCCCCUUGUGGGAAGAUGUCUCCAGGAAACUGGCGGAAUUGGGGUACCGAAGAAAUGCCAAGAAAUGCAAGGAGAAAUUCGAAAACGUUCACAAAUAUUACAAGCGGACAAAAGAAGGCCGCGCGGGACGCCAAGACGGCAAAAGCUACAAGUUUUUCAGCGAGCUGGAGGCUCUACAUGGCACCGCCGCCACCGCCGCAGCUACGACAGCCAACGUGUCAGCCUCUCCGGCAGUGCACGCCGCGUCUCCGAAUCCGGUUUCUGUCGGGCUCGGAUCUGUCAGUAACCCCAUGCCCAUCUCAUCGUUCAGAAUGUCACAGCAACAACAACCACCUUCCGCCACUGCAAUUCCAAUAAUACCCUCGUCCCAACCUACAGCCACUCCAACGGACUUUAACUUCUCCUCCAACAGCUCGUCGACUUCCCCGGGAACUGACGACGAUGACGACGAUGAUGACGCGGAAGGAGAGCGCUGGAGUCGGAAGCGAAAAAAGGGGAGUGCUAGUACUAGUACCGGAAUUAGUGGCGGCGGCAGUACCCGAAAAAUGAUGGACUUUUUCGAGGUUCUGAUGAAGCAAGUGAUGCAAAAGCAAGAGAGCAUGCAGCAGAGGUUUCUAGAAGUGAUAGAGAAGAGGGAGCAGGACAGGACUAUCAGGGAGGAGGCGUGGAAACGUCAGGAGAUGGCCCGUUUAACUCGCGAGCAGGAGCUCAUGAGUCAAGAGCGGGCCAUCUCUGCUUCAAGAGAUGCCGCCAUUAUCUCUUUCCUGCAGAAAAUUACUGGUCAGACUAUUCAGUUGCCUCCGCCGGUCAAUGUCCACGCCGCUCCCCCACCACCUGUGCCUCCGUCGGUGUCGGUUGUCACGCCUUUACCACAGACAACGCCACAGCCGACGACACAGACUUAUCAAACACCGCAACAGCAACAACCUCAGCCACCGCAACAAAUGCAACAAGUUCGUCAUGCUCAGCAGACUCAAGCUGUUCAACCGGUGAUGGCUGUACCGGAACAGCAGGUACCUCCGACAGCGCAGGAGAAUAUUGGUAGCGGUGGAGGAGGAGGGAGCUCCGAGCCUGCAUCAUCUUCGAGAUGGCCCAAGGCAGAAGUACUGGCGCUGAUAAAGUUGAGGAGCGGGCUUGAGUCGAGGUACCAAGAUGCAGGGCCGAAAGGCCCACUUUGGGAGGAAAUCUCCGCCGGCAUGGGGCGGAUGGGGUACAAUAGGAGUUGCAAGAGGUGCAAGGAGAAAUGGGAGAACAUCAACAAGUACUUCAAGAAGGUGAAGGAGAGCAACAAGAAGCGGCCCGAGGAUGCGAAAACGUGUCCAUAUUUUCACGAACUAGAUGCCCUUUACCGGAAAAGGGUGCUUGGCGGUGGGUCUACCGGCGGCAGCAGCAGCUCAUUGGGAAAUAGGCUAGAACAACAACCGCAACAACCUGAACAGGAGCAAGUAGUGGCCGGAUCAGAAAACAAGAAUGCAGAUGAUAGCACAGAUGUGGAAACAAAUUUGAGAGCUAACCUCUUUGGAGAGGGAACAGAAGAGGCUGCCAAGAAGCCAGAAGACAUUGUGAAGGAGUUGAUGGAGGUGCAUGAUCACCAACAAGUCCUCCAACAAGGGCACCCACAACAUUUUGGAGUAGAUGACUGCAAUAGGGUGGAGGAAGCGGAUAGCGAUAAUCUUAUGGAUCAAGAGGAGGAGGACAUGGAAGACGAGGACAUGGACGAGGAAGACGAUGAAGAAACGGAACAAGAGAGGAAGAUGGCUUACAAGAUAGAGUUUCAGAAGCAGAAUACAGGCCCUUCGUCCAACGGCGGAGGCAACGGUGCACCUUCUUUCCUCGCCCUGGUUCAGUGAGAAAUGUGCAUGGCCAAAUCUCUGUACAAUAUGUACGUAUCUCAAUCUAGCUCAAGUAAGAUAUACCUCACAUGAGCAAAAGUUGAAACCCUCAAAAAAUUAGUUCUUCCAUUUUCUCUCUCUUUUUUUUUUUUUUCCCCUUGUUUUCUUAAAUUAAUUUCUUUCAUUCUCCUUUGUUCAUCACCACCCCAUUUCAUCAUCUUUCUGAUUUUUGUUGUCCUCCUGAUCUUCUUCUUCUUCUUCUACUGCUUCUCGGGUAGUCGUCGUCGUCGUCGUGGUCAUCAGUUUUUUUCCAAUUUAUUGAUUUAUUGGUGAAUAAAAAAACCGUUUGAAAAACGGGGAGGGGGAUUGGAUUAAGACACAAGAAAUAAGCUUGCUCUAAAUUUACGUAGCAGCAGUCAUAUAUAUCGUUACAGAGAAAAACAAAACCGAGCCCUGGAAAUAUAGAGAGGGAGAGAAAAAGUGGACAGUUGCACAAGGCAGAUCAGCAGAGAUGAUUCAGCAUUAUUCUUUCUUUUUCUUUUUCUUUUUUCACUUUUAUUUUAUUUAUAUUGUUCUUGUUAAUUGAUUAAUUAAACUUUUGAGUUUCUUUUGUAAACUUUGCUUGGUUUGAAUGAAUGGACAAGCUGGGCUCUCUCUAAAAUUCAUAUUCCCUAUUCAAA
Messenger RNA from Malus domestica (apple), 3530 nucleotides. RefSeq names its product trihelix transcription factor GTL1-like. NCBI's taxonomy places the organism in Eukaryota, Viridiplantae, Streptophyta, Magnoliopsida, Rosales, Rosaceae. The record is from RefSeq and is a predicted model, not a curated record.